AUAUCUUAGAAAUCAUCCCUUUUUGUCCAAAAAAAACUUAUCCCCUCUUUCUUGUCUUGCCUACUUCUGAUUCUCUGCUCCUAAAACAGAAUCAACAAACUGCAGGUUGCAUCAAACCCAGAAUAAUGGCUUCUACAACUCUUUCCCUUAACUUUUCAACACCAAAUUCACCAUUCAUUAUAAAAAGGCACAGGAAUUCUUCAUUACAAACAUUACCUCACUUCUCACAUCAUAAACUCAAGCAUCAUCAUCUUCAUGUAUGCAAGGCAUCAUCAUCAUCAUCAUCAUCAUCAUCAUCAUCAUCAUCAUCAUCAACAAGUUCAAUAACGGAGUAUGAUCUAUAUGAUCUAUUAGGGAUAGACAGUAGCAGUGAUCAAAGCCAGAUAAAAAAAGCAUACAGAUCCCUUCAGAAAAAAUGUCAUCCUGAUAUUGCAGGAAUAGAUGGCCAUGACAUGGCUAUCAUCCUCAAUGAAGCUUAUGCUGUUCUUUCUGAUCCCGUCUCUCGUUAUGCCUAUGAUAAGGAACAAGCUAAGUUCACAGUGUUGCGAGGCUAUACAGGCAGGCCGAUGUACUCGGUUUGGCGUGGACCGGAAACUGAACAAAGGGCCAUAUUUGUUGAUGAGGUUAGGUGUGUUGGUUGCUUAAAAUGUGCAUUGUUUGCUGAGAAGACUUUUGCUAUCGAGUCUACCUAUGGAAGGGCUCGCGUUGUUGCUCAGUGGGCUGAUCCUGAAGAUAAAAUUCAAGCAUCCAUAGAUACUUGUCCUGUCAAUUGCAUCUGGACAGUGGAAAGAUCAGACCUAGCUGCACUAGAAUUUCUGAUGUCGAAGCAGCCACGAGGGAAGGUCAGGAUAGGGGCAAGCAACACAGGUGGUGUACGAACUUUCGAUGUUAUGUCUGAACUUAAAGUUUUUCAGAAACGCUUAGAAGCAGCAGCAACCAGAAAAUCAAAUCAAGAUUCCAAGUACUCCGAACUCCAACGAGACACGCGGAUAUCAGCAAUACAAACAAUCAGAUCAAUCUCAAAUUGGUUGUACUGGAAAUCACCACCUUCAAAUACUUCUCUAGUCUUAAUACCAAAGAGAAAGAACAUAUUCCGAGAUCCAGACCUCGAGAAGCUCAGAGAUGCAGCAACAGGAGCUAGAAAACAUGGUACGUUCAAGACACGGCCUAAUGCAAAAGUUCUCCCUCAAGAAACACCAAAGGAUGAAUAUUGGGUUCCAUCAACCCCUGUGCUUCCACUGAAAGUAGAGAACGAGUCAAAUUCUCAAACAACAAGAAAAACACCGUCUAAUAAUACUGAGAAGAGUCGAAGCAGAGCAUAUAAGAGGAGAGAAAUUACACGGACUGGUCGCCUUGUUUCAGGCAUUCCAAUUGUGUCAGGUGUGAUUGCAGCGAUUACAGUCGGAUUACAAGGACCAGGAGAGGCAGUUGGAGGAUUGGAUCAGCACAUAGGCGGUUCUUUCGUACAAGAAUUGGCUAACAGUUUUGGGAUGCAGGUUUUGCUAGCUGGUGCAACUUGGUAUCUUAUUGCAGCAUACGUUACACAAGCAGUGGUGAGCCUCACAAGAAGAGAGGAAAAAUAAAGAGAUAUGUGUUUGCCUAUAGUUUUUAACCUCAGGAACUUCAACAGGCAAAGUACAUUUGUAUAGAAACUAGAAAAAUAUACACAUAGGUUACAUCUAUAGAUCAGUAGAUUGUAGUAAAUCUUAAUGUUGCAUAAAUUCUGAAACAUGAAAGCUCAAAUAUGAAUGAUACUCAAUGCUAAAUUACAUUUCCAAACCAGAUAAUUUAAACA
This is a messenger RNA of Spinacia oleracea (spinach), 1795 nucleotides long. RefSeq names its product chaperone protein dnaJ C76, chloroplastic. The coding region runs from base 126 to 1583 and encodes 485 amino acids. NCBI's taxonomy places the organism in Eukaryota, Viridiplantae, Streptophyta, Magnoliopsida, Caryophyllales, Amaranthaceae. The record is from RefSeq and is a predicted model, not a curated record. The transcript has 4 exons.